Molecule: messenger RNA, 697 nt
Organism: Zymoseptoria tritici IPO323
Lineage: Eukaryota; Fungi; Ascomycota; Dothideomycetes; Mycosphaerellales; Mycosphaerellaceae
Exons: 7
Coding region: 4-555 (183 amino acids)
Biological process (GO): hydrogen peroxide catabolic process; cellular response to oxidative stress; cell redox homeostasis
Cellular component (GO): mitochondrion; peroxisome; cytoplasm
Molecular function (GO): thioredoxin peroxidase activity
Source: RefSeq, a predicted model, not a curated record
UCCAUGUUUCGUCUUAUGUCUUCUCGCUCUCGACAAAUCUCCCAGCACCUCAACAGACCACACAACUUCCACGCUUCAGCACGCAAAAUGGUUCAAGUCGGCGACGCAGUUCCCUCGGUUGACCUCUUUGAGGCCAAACCUGGCGCCAAGGUCGACCUCUCCAAGGAGUUGGCUUCCGGCAAAGGCGUCAUCGUCGGUGUCCCGGCUGCCUUCAGCCCUGGCUGCUCCAACCACCACAUUCCUGGCUACAUCAACAGCAAAAAACUCGCCGACGCCGGCAAAGUCUUCGUCAUCUCCGUCAACGACCCCUUCGUCAUGGGCGCCUGGGCCGAGUCCCUCGACGCCGACAAGAAGUCCGGCAUCCGCUUCCUCGCCGACCCGCACGCCGAAUUCAACAAGAAACUCGACACUCUCUUCGACUCGGCCGCCGUCUUCGGCCAGGACCGCUCGAAGCGCUAUGCGCUCGUGACGGAGGAUGGAAAGGUCAAGUCGGUGCACAUUGAGCCGGAUAACACUGGUGUCAACGAGUCGGCUGCUGAGAAGGUAUUCGCUUAGAUGCGGUCACUGUCUGGUAUCGAGGUGGCUAUGACUCUGGAAGGAUGUAAACGAACGAUGGACUCAAGAACCGUGCAGGAGGAAGUCCGGACGCUCACAGUAGAAGGAUAGCAGAGAAUCAAAGUCUGACUGUCUUUUCGCG